CGGCGUUCUAGUGUCAGCAAGCUCGAGACGCUCGUUUGUUGCCAUGGCAGCUGCUCCCACAGGUGUAGAAGGUGGCUUGCCGAAAGUAGCUUAGCUAGCUAGCUAGAUGCCCGGCUUGGCUAAUGUUGCGUAUUUCUGAGUUUUUUUUGGAGAGGAGAGGCUCGGUCCAAUGAAGAUUAACAAAAAGAUGUAAUAAUAACGAAAUGACAUGACAGAACAGGAUGUUACGCUGCAGCGGACUGAAACGAACUCGACGCUAAUCAGGAGCACCAGGAGGGUCAGUCUAUUUUUUUGGUCGCGAGGGCCCGGCGGUGUUCAGUCAUGGGACUGGGUUGAAAUCAUAGCCGAAAUAUAUGGUGCUGUCCCUAGGCUUCCUGUACAACGUUACACUUCAGUCGGUUGUGUUUGUUAGAAGAUGCGACCCGCGAGCAAAAAGAAGCUAUAAAAACAGAUAAUAAUAAGCGCAAAAAACGGCGCUGAAAUGGCGACAAUUAAAACGAGGAAAGCGCUACAAAGUGACGCGGCCAGAGGAUCUAAACUCAGCAACUUUUUCAUUAAAACCAGCACGCAGUUUGAGAGUGAAAAGCCAAAUGAAGACGAUGAGACGGUUCUACACCAGCAGCCAGUCCAGUUUGCUGCUAACAGUGACUAUGAAGAGCCAAGCAGCAGCCCUGAGCCCAGAACUCCAGAGUGGCCAGUCGCAGUUUGCAAGCAGCCCCAUCUGGCAAGGAGUCGUGGAGUGUCCCUAAGUGAACAGACGUCAAGUCGCAGAGUCCCACGUCUGGCGCUCUCUUCAGGCGGGAGGGACUGCCUGCGCGCCGGAGACACCUGCUCCAGCGACGACACCUGCAGCCCACGACUGCGCACCCUCCGGCAGUGUGUGGCAGGGGACGGCAGCGUGAAGCUGGGGCCCGGGGCGCGGAACCAGUGUGAGAACGCCAUGACGGCGCUGCUGUCCACUCCUUUGCACGGCUGCCAAUGUAAACGAGGCAUGAAGAAGGAGAAGAACUGCCUGAGUAUCUACUGGAGUCUUCAUCAGUCAGUGCUGCACGGACUCAGCCUGGUGGAUAACUACCCGUAUGAACCAGAGGAGAGGGGCUCCGACUACGUCCGUCUGGCCUCCAUCGCUGCAGAGUCCGAAGUAACGACGGUGAACCGCUGCCUGGAUGCUGCCAAGGCUUGCAAUAUAGAUGAGACGUGUCAGAAGCUUCGUACGGAAUAUGUCUCAUCCUGCAUCCAGCCAUCAGCCCGCUCGGGGCCGUGUAACCGACCAAAGUGCAACAAGGCGCUGAGGAAGUUCUUUGACCGUGUUCCCCCUGACUACACCCACGAGCUGCUGUUCUGUCCCUGCACUGACACGGCCUGCGCAGAGCGCCGCCGGCAAACUAUCGUGCCGUCCUGCUCCUACGAAGACAAGGACAAGCCCAACUGCCUGGCCCAGCUGCGGAUCUGCAAAGCAGACUAUGUGUGCAGGUCUCGCUGGGCACAGUUCCAGUAUGAUUGCCAACCUUCUGAGCAGAGCGCAAGUGGCUGCAAGCAGGAGAACUACGGAGCAUGUCUACUCGCGUACACCGGCCUGAUAGGAAGCACAAUAACUCCCAACUACCUUGACAACUCCACAUCCAACGUGGGACCCUGGUGCUCGUGCGCAGCGAGCGGCAAUCACAGGGAACAAUGCACCGACUUCCUCACUUCCUUCAACGACAACGUCUGCCUGAGAAAUGCAAUCCUGGCCUUCGGGAAUGGAUCGGAUGAGAAAACGGACGCCAGCCAGCCCGGUAUGCCCAGUCUGGCAACGGACAACCAGAGCCCACACUUGGCAACCACUGCCCCGGGCGUCUCCAUGGAAACAGAGCAGAACAUUCUAAGAGCACAGAUACCUACUCAGGCAAACGAGAACGACAGAUUGUGGGGCGACGAGGGAGACUCCGCUCUUCCCUCUCCGGGCCUGUCGGACCGUGGAGUCGAGCCCCUCCGCCUGUCCCCGCUGCUGGGCCUCGGAUGGCUGCUCCUGCUGCUGCUCUCCGACCAAUGAGAGGCCUCGCUCGCCUGGCCUCCGCUGACCAAACUCCAGACCUGGGGGGGAGGGGUUGGUGUGAGAGAGAGAGAGAGAAACAGCCAUGUGUCAAAUGAUAGUGGGGAAAAAGGUCGACUGUCACAAGAAUCACACUUUAUCUCUUUUUGUAAAUCAUGACUCGGAGCACAUGUGUUGUGCAGCCCUUAAGAAGAGAAAACCACAGGGGAGGGGGGUGGGGGGGGAACAGGAAGUACACACCUCAUUUCUUGCUUCACGCCUGCCCAAAUAAACUCUUACACAACACACAUGCAGACUUUGCUCAUACGAAAAUAACGUCCAAGCUACAGAAGGGCCCGUGGGCUCAGGUGUACAGUGAAGAGACACUGAAGAUGCAGUGUGGGAAAAACUCUAAAAAAAAAAAAAAAUUAAAUAAAAAUAAUCUUUUGUCCCUGAACACUUCUUGAUGUUAAAGAAAAAAAAAUAUUACAUGUUAAGACUUUUGUCUCAGAUAAACUGUGAUAAAGUGUAACACGAAAUUUAAGGUGGAUGUGUGUUUGUCCACAUGCAGCACUCUACUCCUUGUUCUUUAUUUUGAUCGCACAUUUUGUCUGUUUUUUAAUUGAGACGUCAUUUUGUUACCGAGAAUGUUAGAUGGAAGCACAUCAUCGAGUCAAAUCGCAAUUAAAUUAUUUGACUGUUGUGUUUUAAGUUGCAGGAUGAACAGCUCAUUUCCAAAUAAAGAAUAUAUAUAUAGAAAGAAAAUGUAUUGAAAUUUAACAUUCAUAUAAGAUUAACAUCUCCCAAAGUCUAUCAAAGUGUUUUAUUUUGUCAAACAAGGACCUAUAUUACUUAUUAGCUUUUAGAGUAUUGUAAAUUGUUUUAAUUUUAAAAGCUAUAAAUCAUUUUGUACGAGUAGAUGUCACUUUUCGAAAAAGGUGAUUACCUGAUUUGGAAGGGGACUCUUCACAUAUUCAUUCAUUUAGCUUUAAGUGUGAGGGCCUGACAAACAUUUGGGUUUGUUCCUCUUAAGGAACAUAAAAAACAUGCUUUUGGUGACGCCAAAAGAUGGAAACAAGUCUAUAUUUUUUAACUGUAUGUGGACUUUUCCGCAGAGAAAAUAGCUAUCUCUAAGUUUGUGACCGAUUGUGGGAAAACAUAACCGGAUGCGUAUGUCUUUCGAGGGACUUGUGAGAUGAAGGUGGUUACCCGUGUUGGUUGCUGGGACUCUUUGCUCGACGAGGGACGCCAGAAGAUUUACAAUAUGUACUGUGAAAGCGCAGCUUGCUCUGUGAAGCGGACGUGUCUAUGAAAAGUGUUGAGAUCGAGGUUGGUUAGCUGCAAAGGCUCCUAACGAGGAAUGUGUCAUCUUCAAUACUCCCAUUGAAAUCAAUUAUCUGAAGAAACGCCCAUUUGUUUCACUGCAUUAUGAAAUUACACAACAUAUGCUGACUUCAACACCGAGACAGAAAACGUGAGCAGAACGGAUAAAAAUGACACAUUCUAGCUUAAGUUGGACCUAAAAAUAAGCUCAUAAUAUUGUUAAUUCUUCCUCACCGAUGUCCGUGUUGUUUUGAAAUGAGAGCCCAAAUGGCUUUUAAGGACCUAUCUUCUCACUUACCCCCAGUGGUACUGAGACAUGCAGAUAUUUUGGGUUUUAUUUGCCAAGGUUUUGUCAUUCUCUGAGAUUGCUGCUGCCAUCCAAAUACAAUAAAGAUCAUUGCAUUUUUUUCUUUGGAAAGAC
Perca fluviatilis (European perch) is the source of this 3758-nucleotide messenger RNA. It is a transcript of the gene gfra4a, whose product is annotated as GDNF family receptor alpha 4a. Gene Ontology annotation, biological process: nervous system development. Lineage: Eukaryota; Metazoa; Chordata; Actinopteri; Perciformes; Percidae. Gene Ontology annotation, molecular function: signaling receptor activity. The coding region runs from base 482 to 2035 and encodes 517 amino acids. The transcript is spliced from 10 exons. Gene Ontology annotation, cellular component: signaling receptor complex; external side of plasma membrane. The record is from RefSeq and is a predicted model, not a curated record.